UGAGCCGGUCAGCUGUUUAUCAAUCAUGAUAAAUAAUGCGCUCGGAUCAGAGGACAGUAUCAGCAUGGAUCAAAAACCUGAAGAAUGCACGCAAAGCCAAAGCCACAGAUGUCAGCUGCUGGACCUGCCGUGGGAGGAUGUGUUAGUUACACACGUGUUCUGUUACCUGCCGCUGCGUCACCUGGUCAGCUUACAGUGCGUCAGCAAGAGCUUUCGUUCUCUCAUCCAGGUGUAUCUGGCCAACUGCCGGAAGUUUGACCCUGCACAGACGGGGCCUCACAUUCCUAAAGAAGCCUUUUGCUCAAUGCUUCGCCACAACCAAGUUCUCCACCACCUCUGCGUCAGCAACUGCUCCGAUUGGAUCACGGACAAAGAGCUGCUGCCGGUGAUUGGUCAGAACCAGCACCUUCUGCGUGUGGACAUGCACGGCUGCGUUCACCUGAGCCGUCACGCGCUGGUGGCCGUGUCUCUGAGCUGCCCGCGGCUGCAGCACCUGAGCCUGGAGCACUGCGAGUGGGUGGACAGUCUGGCGCUGCGCAGCCUGGCCGAUCACUGCUCGGACCUGCGCUCGCUGGACGUCACCGCCUGCAGACAGCUGAAGGACGAGGCCGUGUGCUACCUGGCGGGGAAGUGUCCGGCGCUGCGCUCGCUCUCCGUGGCUGUUAACGCCAACAUCACGGACACCGCGGUGGAGGAGGUGGCCAAAAAGUGCAGAGAGCUGGAGAGGCUGGACCUCACUGGGUGCCUGCGAGUGAGAAACGAAGCCAUCAGGACGUUAGCAGAGUACUGCCCCAAACUGCAGUCUCUCAAGGUGAACCACUGUCACAACGUAACCGAGUCCAGUCUGGGCGCUCUGCGCCGGCGUAAUGUGGACAUCGAUGUGGAGCCUCCCCUGCAGAGGGCGCUAGUGCUGCUGCAGGACGUGGUGGGAUUCGCUCCCUUCAUUAACCUGCAGAUUUAGCACAACAGUCCAGAAGAGGUCCUCUCUCAUCCACGAUCUUACUCUGGAAGGCCGACUUUUGAAACGACACACUUUUACUCCAAUGCAAUAUCACAGAAGACACAACAACAAAUCCACAUUUCACGUGCUUGAUUGUUUCAGUGUAUUUUAGCAAUUAAGAAACUUUCUUUGGUUUGAAAGCAAGCUGCAGGCUUUCAGAAUGACGACUCGAGCCAAUCUGGUCCCAUUGUUAAAGGUAUUUAUGAUAAUCAUUAGAAGGAAGUUCUUAUUGAAGCAGCUUUCUGUUUUCAUGCAGGAACCAAAAGAUGUGUCAUUUUGCACUUAUGAAAUACUGAAAUAUUUGCAGUACAUCUGAACAUUACAGUCCUUCAGCUUUACUGGACCAUCAGGUUUUCUCUCGGCUUCGUUAGACAAAUCUGUAAACGAGAACGCAGAUCUUCCUUGAAAUAAUUCCAGAGUGCUAUCAAAUCGUGUUUUACAGAAGCAAACUGGCAUAUUUAGAGCUCGGUGUUGAUUUAAUUCACAUUAAUCUAAUAAUAGAUAAGAAUGGCAUCAUGUUUAGGAACUAUACUACAUUAUGUAUAUAGGAAUCUAUAUACAUUAUAGAUUUUUAUUUAAAUGUGACUCGUAUGGAUAUUGAUUCAUAUGCUCUUUGAAACCUCAGUGUGAAAAGGAUUAAAGCUGGAAAAUCAAUAUUGGUUCUGAUUUACUUCACAGGGUUGCAUUGUUUAAAUAAGACAAAUCUUAUGGUAUAUUUAAUAUUGUUAUCAAAUUGGACUUUUUGCUGUUUCUCUGUAUGUUGCAUUCAUAAUAUUUCAUCAAGAUCCUAAAUUUACAGAAGUGAAACAUUUAUAAAGUGUGGCCAGGUCUGUAUGUGGUUGGCUAUCACAAUGUGCUUAUUUUGUAUGCUGGAGGACUUUUAGGAGCUCUGUAUUUGUUGCUUUAUGAGUAUUUCAAGGAGUAUCAAGAUACUGUAGCAUAAAAAAAAAAGUUCUUGGAUAAUUAUUCCACAUUUUAACAAUAUCACGAUGGUAUAUGAUUUUUGCACAUGCACUGUGCUUUAAUGUGCUUUGCUUUUGUAUAAUUCUGGAAAUGUGUGGUUGUGAAUUAAGUGCAUAAAUGUUUUAUGCAAAUUGCUGAGAAAGUAUAAAGUCUUAUGCAAUACGAUGCUUUGAAAUAUUAUCUGGUCUUACUUGGAUCACAUGGUAUGUUAAUGCAGUA
Sinocyclocheilus grahami is the source of this 2182-nucleotide messenger RNA. It is a transcript of the gene fbxl15, whose product is annotated as F-box and leucine-rich repeat protein 15. The coding region runs from base 26 to 961 and encodes 311 amino acids. The record is from RefSeq and is a predicted model, not a curated record. The transcript is spliced from 5 exons. Gene Ontology annotation, biological process: SCF-dependent proteasomal ubiquitin-dependent protein catabolic process. NCBI's taxonomy places the organism in Eukaryota, Metazoa, Chordata, Actinopteri, Cypriniformes, Cyprinidae. Gene Ontology annotation, molecular function: protein binding. Gene Ontology annotation, cellular component: SCF ubiquitin ligase complex.